CACUCGAUGCUGGGUUGGUCACACACAGACCAGCUGGUAUUAGAUCUAAGAUCGAGACGGCUCAACUCCAAGUGAAGGUGAAACAAUACGAAGAGAAGUACCACCCUCCUGCGCGGUCGAUGACACCUCGUGGAUGAUAAAAAGUUCGGCAUUUUCCAAUUUUCCUCCUUCCAAGCAACACCUCCCGACAAGAUGACCAACCUCUGCGCCUUCCGUAGCUGCGUCAACGUGGCGAUUGCCGACGCCGGUGGCAAGUGCGAGUACCAUAAAGACCGCAAGAUGUGCUCCCGCGACGACUGUCAAAACCAAGUGUACGCCCGCAACCUUUGUGUGCGCCACGGCGGCAAGAAGCCAUGCGCGUUCGAAGGCUGCCUCUCAUACGCAAAGGGCGGUACCUUCUGCCUCAAGCACGGCGGCCAGUGCGACCGCCGCCUCUGCUCUGUCGAAGGCUGCGCCAAGCAAGCACACGCGCGCCAGCUCUGCGUCCGUCACGGCGGCGGUCGGUCGUGCAAGAUCCCAUCCUGCUCCCAGCACGUGCGCAUGGGCGGGUACUGCCAGCGCCACUACCGCGAAAGCCUCACAUUGCGCGAACAAGCAACCACGGCUGCGGACGCGAACGGCUUUGACUUCGACUACAUGCUGCUCUCGCUCCUCAUUGACCGCGAAGCGUGGGAGCCGCUGGACUUUGACGAGGCGACGACGUGCCACGAGAUCAAGGACGAGGAUUGGUCGCUGCUGCAAAGCCUCGACAACGUCGAGAUCGCCCCGUAGCUUCGUCGCCUCCCGACUUGCAUGCCAUUCCAUUGCACAACCCUUAUUUUAUGAGCCCUAGUAUUAGCAGCAUUCAAUUUAUAUGAUCCCAAUCACAAAAACUUGUUCUUA
This is a messenger RNA of Saprolegnia diclina VS20, 882 nucleotides long. RefSeq lists its product as hypothetical. The record is from RefSeq and is a predicted model, not a curated record. NCBI's taxonomy places the organism in Eukaryota, Oomycota, Saprolegniomycetes, Saprolegniales, Saprolegniaceae. The transcript has a single exon. The coding region runs from base 193 to 771 and encodes 192 amino acids.